GGCGUUUUCCCUCACCAUCAAGGCGACCCACACAGUGUGCAGUAAACAUCACGUUUACUAUUUUAAAUUUAUUGAACAGUAAGAAAUGCAGAGAAUGACUGAAGACGCUGGCUUCUGUCCGGCGGCAGGGGGAGGACCCCCAGGGCUCGCUGAAGAGAAGGAGACUGUUCCGGAGGAGCUUGGGGUGGAGGAUCAAAGCAACUGUGCUGAAGAGCCCCUUCCGGAUCACGAAGAGGGGGACCCCAGUGUCUACCGCUACGUCCGAGAUGACCUCUUCAUUUUUAAGGUGGAGAUCCAGAACCUUCCCAAGUUCGUGGGGUUCAACGACCUGAAGAAGUUCCUGGAGAAGCACGGGGUGAACCCCCACAAAAUCAAGCUGUUUGGCAGGCAGCCCUUCGCCUUCGUCACCUUCCGCAGCAAGGAGGAGCGGGACAAGGCCAAGUAGUCCGUCCACGGCAUGCUGUGGAAGGGGCGGGCGCUCAGUGUGCGGCUGGCCAAGCCCAAGGCGGACCCCCUCCUGAGGAAGAGGAAGCAGCAGGAGAAGGAGGGGGCCGACAGGGGGCAGCCCCAUGCCAAGCGCUGUGCCCCUGCGGAGGAGCCCCUCAGCAAGCAGAUUGCAGAUGUGGUGACCCCGCUGUGGAACGUGGCUUACGAAGAGCAGCUGAAGAUGAAAGAGCAGGAAGUCGCGGGAGUGCUCCAGAGACUUACAAAGGAAAUUGGCAACAAUAACAAAGCCAUGCUGCCCUGGUUGUUCAUUCAGAAGCAGAAGUACAAUAAUAUGUGCUGCCCGCUGGAGGCUAUCCGCCCCUCCCCUGCACAGACUGAAUACCGUAACAAGUGCGAAUUCCUCAUCGGAAUGGGAGCCAACGGGGAAGACAAAACGGUCGGCUGCCGGCUCGGCAAAUACAAAGGAGGGACGUGCGCCGUGGUGGAGCCUUUCGACACCAUUCACAUUCCUGACGCCACCGAGAGAGUGGUGAAGGCGUUCCAGGACUACAUCAGGUGAGAUGCGCGCACUGCAGCACUGGAAUGUGGAUCUGGAUCUCUCUGCAGUUCACUUGCUGCUGUUCACCUCUGCUUGUGGAACUGCCUGCAUGUCUUUCCUUCUUCCCCUUCAUUGAAAAACUUCUGUAAUCCAAUCCGCAGGUCAGAAAAAAAAGAACUGUAGUGAGUGCCCUUCUCCAGCAAUAUAGAAUACCUUUGUAUAUGGGCCAGCGUUGAAUUGAGAAGUAUUGAGAGAGCACUCCGAGGGCUGCAUUUCCAUGUACAGCAGCAUGGCCUCUAGUGUUGUUUCACUGGAAGAUGGUGCCUGGUCUUACAACAGAGAUGUGUAUCUCUUCUAAAGGGGAAAGGUGGGACUGACUUGCACAUUGUUUUAUAUAGUUAUCCAAAAACUACUGUAAUGUUAAAGGCAUUGUGCUCACAGGUCUGUUCAGUUUGAAAUGGAACUUUUUUUUUUUUUUUUUUUAAAUAUAGAUUGGAAAUAAAACCUGUCAAUUUUAGUUUUUUCAGGUACUGUGUCUCAAAUAUGUAGUCUUCCCCACCACAAUUCAAAGGUUUGUAAGUGGCCUCUACACAACCUGUCAAUGGUACCCUCGGCUUCCUAGACCCUGCAAGCAAUACAUGACGGCUAAUAUUUCAACCUUUUGUAUUUCAUUCUUGGAAAUACCUUUCCUUGUAAUAGUCACCC
Molecule: messenger RNA, 1690 nt
Organism: Polyodon spathula (Mississippi paddlefish)
Lineage: Eukaryota; Metazoa; Chordata; Actinopteri; Acipenseriformes; Polyodontidae
Product: tRNA (uracil-5-)-methyltransferase homolog A-like
Exons: 4
Coding region: 458-1006 (182 amino acids)
Source: RefSeq, a predicted model, not a curated record